Molecule: messenger RNA, 1101 nt
Organism: Acanthopagrus latus (yellowfin seabream)
Lineage: Eukaryota; Metazoa; Chordata; Actinopteri; Spariformes; Sparidae
Gene: chp2
Product: calcineurin-like EF-hand protein 2
Exons: 7
Coding region: 112-696 (194 amino acids)
Molecular function (GO): calcium ion binding
Source: RefSeq, a predicted model, not a curated record
UUGGUCAGUGCCUUCCUGGUGCAGUAGGCGACUCGUGAUUGGCCGAGCGACGUGUCCGUCACGUCUGUGGCGCAGACAGAAAGAAGCAGAAGUCGACCAGCAGCCGGCAGGAUGGGCUCCAGCAGCUCCAACAUGAACAACAUCCCAGACGGCCAGCAGCUCCUGCAGGAGACGGGAUUCUCUGCUGCUCACAUCGUCCGUCUGUACGAGAGGUUUGAGUUUCUGGACAAAGACAACACGGGACAUCUCAGGCCGGAGGAUCUCGAGACGGUUCCAGACUUGGACAAGAACCCAAUCGGAGCCAGAAUCAUCGGCGCCUUCUUCCCUCCCGGAAAGGAAACGCUGGACUUUGGCUCCUUCGUUCGGAUUCUGGCUCAUUUUCGUCCAGCGGACUCCAACCGAGCCAGAGACGGAGCCCAGCAGGAGCCGGCCAACAGCACCACAGGCAAACUGAGAUUUGCUUUCCAGCUGUACGAUCAGGACGGAGACGGAAAGAUUUCCCGAGACGAGCUGCUUCAGGUGUUGCGGUCGAUGUUGGGCCUGCAGGUGACGGAGGAGCAGCUGCAGUGCAUCGCUGAGCGAGCCAUCCAGGAGGCCGACGCCGACAAAGACGACGCCAUCUCCUUCGACGAGUUCAGGAAGUCACUGGAGAAAGUGGAUAUUGAUCACAAGAUGAGUAUUAGCUUUCUGAGAUGAGGACUCGAACCUUCAAGAGGAGACGAUGAUGGAAAUGAUGUUCUCACCGAGGACAGAAGACAGACGCCACGGAGGAAAAAGACUUAAAAAAACUAAACAAACCUUUCAGACUCCAUCCCAAGAGACUUCCUAAGAUGGCCGCCGUUUGAUUGACAGCUCAUUUGAGCAGAUAUGUGCCUCUAUGCCCGCCCUCUCCUCCUCCUCCUCUCUCCUGAGCCUCUAACACACCAGCCUCCAGAUGAUUGACAAGUCAUGUAGCCAAUCAGACUUAAAAUCCACCAAUACAAAGUUUAUAUCAGUUUUAAAGCCUCAGCUCUUGUUUGUAACUAUUUUAUCUGCACAAAGUUAGUGUGAAGAAGGAAAUAAAGAAUUAUAUACAGUCUAAUGCUCCUGUUACUCUCUAUU